UCUCAUCUCAUUCCUUUUCUUCCUCUUUAUUGUUUUUUUUCCUUUAUAGGCUGCAGCUAAUGUCAUAAGAUGAUUUCUGGUUUUCCCACUAUUGCUGCUGCAGUUGUCAUUCUAUUGUGCAUCACUGAUCAAUGCACAGCUCAAACUACUAACUGCUCUGCUCUGGCCAGUAAUGGUGACUGCAGUUUCUAUGAUUGCUUGAGUACCAAAUUCCAGUGCACUGCUAAUGAUUAUCCUCUAGCUUAUGGCAGAAAGCAUUGUCUAAGAUAUGCCAGUGAAUCGAGUUGCUUCUCAACUGGAGGUCAAGCAUGGAUUACUAAUGUUAGUAGAUGUUUGAUGCAGUCUAUUGUUAACAGUGCUCUCUAUAAUGAUGUGAAUACUACUUGUGAUCAGUUGGAGACAUUUGCAUUUGAAAGUCAUCCUAGAUGUUACAUUGAUAAUGGGUUCUGUACAGAUAUACUAUUAUCAGAUCAAUGUCAGAAUCUUGUUUGCAUUGGAAAUGAAAUAUUUACUGAUAGAGACUUUUAUACCAAACAAGCAAUAGACCAAAUUACAAGGACAGCUGCUUCAUGCUCCUCCCGUAUUUCUACAUUCCUUCUUGAUGCUCGUGAGUGCAGUUUGAGUAGUCCUGAUCAUGCUCUGUAG
This is a messenger RNA of Amphimedon queenslandica, 645 nucleotides long. RefSeq lists its product as uncharacterized. The transcript has 3 exons. The record is from RefSeq and is a predicted model, not a curated record. NCBI's taxonomy places the organism in Eukaryota, Metazoa, Porifera, Demospongiae, Haplosclerida, Niphatidae. The coding region runs from base 70 to 645 and encodes 191 amino acids.